AAAACGAUGAUUUCCCGAAAGUCCGACCCGAACGGCGUGCCCUAGCGAAGCAAGCCAAGGCCCCCGCCGCCGACGAGAUCCGUCAAUCCGGUCAUUGCCCACCGCCUUCCGGUGCUCUUGACUGGCCUUUAACGGCCAACGGCCUCCCUUGGUUAUUCUUAAGUCUCUGCUGUCGUCUCUGCCUCCGUUGCCGUUGCCCCCGUCGAGAUCCGGCCGUUGAAGCCCAGCCACCUCCCUCUGAGUAUAGGGUGGCCCUCCUUAAAAGCUGAUGUUAGCAAAAGGAAGAAAGGUUGCUGGGAGAGGUGAACCGAUGGCUGCUCAUUAUGCUUUCAAUCCACAUGAAGAUGAUGUCAUAAUUAAACAUAGGCUUCUUACUCGCACUACAACCACCAGAGGCGAACCACCACUAAAGAAGCUGCAGAAGAAGUUCAUGUCCUUUGCACAUGAAAUAGAGAAGGACACAGAUAAUCUUAAUGAGUGCGAGAGACUGUACAAAGCAUUCUUACAAGAAAUAUCUACUUUUGAGUUACCACUUCUGAAAAGCAAAGCAGUUGUCGAUGCUAAUCUCCGAGAGAAGGAGGGUUUCAAUGAGCUGCAAUUAGAAAUCCAGCGGCAAAUAAUUCAGGCCCAAGUCGAUAUAGAGGAUCUAAAGAAACAGCUUGAGCAGAGCAAGAUCGAGAGACAACACAAGGAGGAGUGUGAGGCAAUUAGAAAGUUAAUUGCUUCACAGCCUCCAAGAUCAGAAACACAGAAAACUAUAUCGGAUCUUGAGAAAGAGAUUGCUGCUUUGGAGGCAGAAAAUACUUCCUGUGUGAGGACACUGGAUCUUCGGAAGAAACAGUUCUCUCUUCUGCUGCAUGUGGUUGACGAAUUGCAGAACACAAUUGAGGAUGAACAGAAGAACUCAGUAGAGGAGCUGCGGGCCGUCAUUGAAGAGCAGAAGACUAGCAUGGAGGAUGGCAGUGGCAUGGGUUCAGAAGCUAUGGCCAUUGACUAAUUAGUGAGAUGCUGAGUUCUUCCGUUGGUGGUCCGGUAUGUAUUGAGACGCUGAGUUCACAACUGAUGGUGGUGUGAUGCUGAGUUCUACCUUUGCACUUUGUGAAACUAAACUGCAAUCUGAGAAAAGAGCUAAAUGGAUCAGGAUGUAUUCAAAACAUAAGUUGAAUUAUCUUUUCCGAGAA
Molecule: messenger RNA, 1181 nt
Organism: Musa acuminata AAA Group (dessert banana)
Lineage: Eukaryota; Viridiplantae; Streptophyta; Magnoliopsida; Zingiberales; Musaceae
Product: THO complex subunit 7A-like
Exons: 3
Coding region: 269-997 (242 amino acids)
Biological process (GO): mRNA processing; mRNA export from nucleus
Cellular component (GO): THO complex part of transcription export complex
Source: RefSeq, a predicted model, not a curated record